Rhodotorula graminis WP1 is the source of this 525-nucleotide messenger RNA. RefSeq lists its product as uncharacterized. Lineage: Eukaryota; Fungi; Basidiomycota; Microbotryomycetes; Sporidiobolales; Sporidiobolaceae. The annotation marks the transcript as partial. The transcript is spliced from 5 exons. The record is from RefSeq and is a predicted model, not a curated record.
GCAGCGAACGGCCACACCGUCGCGUUCGUCCUCAAGGCGCUCGGCCUCUCCUACGAGACCAAGUGGCUCGACUUCUCCAAGGGCGAGCAGAAGAGCGCUGAGUUCCUCGCUCUCUGCGAGAACGGAAGGAUACCCUUGCUCGUCGACCACGAGAACAAGGACUUCAAGGUCUGGGAGUCCAAGGCGUGCAUGCUUUACCUCGUUGCCAAGUACGACAAGGACAACACGCUCGGCGUCGGUUCGUCGCCGGAGGAGCAGGCACUCCUUUCGCAGUGGCUGUUUUUCCAGGCGUCGGGCCAGGGCCCGUACUUUGGCCAGGCCGCUCACUUCAAGAUGUUCGCGCCGGAGAAGAUCCCUUACGGCAUCGAGCGCUACUCGAAGGAGGUCGAGCGCGUCUUUGGCGUCCUCGAGUCGGUCCUCUCGAAGCAGGAGUACCUCUGCUCGAACAAGCUCACGAUCGCCGACCUCUCUUUCGUCACCUGGUACGUCGAGCUUUCGCCAGGCGUCCUGCGCGACCGAUCCUGA